CUCUUCAGAUAAAUUCCUAAAAGUUGGGAAAUUUUGACUUUGGCUAUAAAUUCCAAUUACAUGGCUAAUGGUUCAAGAUUGAAACUAUUUUUAAGCAAAAGCGUAAUGUUGAGAUUGUGUUCUGGCGAUAUACGAAAAGUCCCAUUUUUUUGGCAGAUUAAAUGUGCUUCCGUCUGUUUUUAUACCCUUGCAGGGGGUAUAAUGAUUUCAGUCAGAAGUUUGCAACGCAGUGAAGGAGACGUUUCCGACCCCAUAAAGUAUAUUCUUAAUCAACGUCACAAGACGAGUCGAUCUAGCCAUGUCCGUUCCUACGCAAACUAGUCUCUCAAUUUUAAAGCUAUGGGGCUGAAACUUUUCCAAAACUCUUUUUUCUAUUGCAGGCAGUAUAUAAGUCGGAGCCAGCCGGAUCGGACAACUAUCUUUUGUAGCUCGGGGGAAAAAAAAAUGAUUAGCAAUGUCGAAUUCCAAGUAUUUUGGGUCAUAUACUUUUUUGAUUUCAGCACGGGUAUAAAAGGCAAAGUGAUUGAAAGCUCAAAAUCAUGUAUAUUUCAACAUUUGACGAAUAAUAAACAUGUUUCGUGGACCGAAAGUUUAUAUUUGCUUCCUGCUUCAGCCCCUUUUCUUGGCUCACUUUGCUGAAUCUGCAUUUGCGCCAUGCCAACCGGAUGAGGAAUGUAUCGGAUUGAGUACUUGUUACCCACUCAUGAGGAUUCUAAGGCCCCGGGGAAUGACGGCAGCUGAGAUGGAAGUAUUUCGAAACCGACAGUGCGGCCUAGACAGCAAGGGACCUGCAUUGUUGCACAGAGUUUCAGUCUGCUGCCCGAAGAGAGGUGAUGUCCUGCCAAAUAGCCAGAUCUGCGGCCAAACGCCGCCCGCUUUCCAUGUUACAGCUGGAGAGGAGGCACCUCUGAAUGGGUUCCCCUGGUUGGCCGCGCUAUUAUAUGCGAACCCUCGCAGUCCUGCGCAGGACACUGUCUGCAAGUGCGCGGGAUCCUUGAUCACCAAUCGCUACGUGCUCACCGCAGCCCAAUGUGUGAACAUAAAUGGCUUACAGCUUCGAGGGGUCCGCCUUGGAGAACAUGACACGACCUCAAAUCCAGACUGCAUCACGCUUAUGAGUGGAAGGAAGAAAUGCGCUUCUCCGCACCUGGAGAUCAACGUGGAGCAGGCCGUGAAGCACGAACAUUACCUUGUCACAGGGGGGAAGCACUACAACGACAUCGCCCUGCUGCGACUCCAAUUUCCGGUGAGGUACACGAAUCAAAUCCUACCCAUUUGUAUUUUGCCCACCGAUCACUUCUCGAAUCCCUCCUUCGAAAACUACAAUUUGCAAGUCGCUGGCUGGGGAAAUUCCCAUUUGCACACUUCUAGCAAUGUUCUAUUGCAAGCUUACGUCCAAGGAAGCAAUCCGGAUGAGUGUUCAAGAAGGUUCCCAUCCCUAGGGAUCGACAAGGAGACCCACAUAUGCGCAGGUGGCCAGGACGGAGUGGACACCUGCAAGGGCGACUCUGGCAGCCCGCUGAUGGCCACAAUGGGAUGGGGCGUGGACGAGUUCGUAUAUUUGGCUGGGAUCACCUCCUACGGCUUUGGCCAGUGCGGGGAUGGGCCAGCAGCUUACACAAAAACUUCAAGCUAUGUCAGCUGGAUACGGAGGAACAUGUGGUGA
Molecule: messenger RNA, 1666 nt
Organism: Drosophila biarmipes
Lineage: Eukaryota; Metazoa; Arthropoda; Insecta; Diptera; Drosophilidae
Product: spaetzle-processing enzyme-like
Exons: 3
Coding region: 572-1666 (364 amino acids)
Biological process (GO): proteolysis
Molecular function (GO): serine-type endopeptidase activity
Source: RefSeq, a predicted model, not a curated record